ACUGUAAAGGAACUUGCUAGGAAAGGGAAAAAAAAAAUGAUGCCGACUUUGGAACACUCGAUCGUUGAAAACAAAGAAGAUGGCCAGCUUGCUUGGCUAUUUACGGAGAUUGAGUUGAUAAUGGAGGAGCAGAGCAAUGGCUGUUGCUUCCGUUGGAGGUUUAUUGCGUUAUUGGGUACUUGUAUUGGCAGUCAUAUUAGCAGCGUAUGCUCAUAAGAUAAAGGAUGGUGAAGACGACGACUUUAUUUGCUCCGUCGGUGGCGUCGUGGAUUGCAGUACCCGCGUGGGUAGAGAACAAAAGAUCGCCAUGGAGAUUGCCGUGCAAGAUUUUCAACACGUAACUGGUCAUAAGCUGGAUUUGCACAUUCAAGACUUCUCUGGCAACGCUGCUUUGGCAGCAAUCAAUCUCAUUAAAACCCAACAAGUGCAAGCAAUUGUUGGCACCCUGACAUGGCAGGACUCAGUAUUGGUUGCUGAAAUGGAUGAUGUUGCUAAGGAAGUUCCCAUCUUUGCCUUAUCUGCACCAACAAUGCCAAUGAUUUCAGAAAAGCAUCGAAUGUGAUCAGUAUGGUUCAUGAUCUCUCUGUGGAGAUUAGCUGCAUUGCUGCUAUAAUUGGCACCUUCAAGUGGCAAAAGGUGAUCGCUAUUUAUGAGGAUAGAAACUCCUACACGAGCGAUUUAGGCAUCAUCACUCUCCUCUCUACUUCACUCGAAAAUAUGGACGUAGACCUAGAACACUACUCAGCCUUCCCCACAAUGUCAACUUUGCUUGAUCCGAAGGUCAUUGUGCAAGAAGAGUUAAAGUUACUUAGGGGUGUACUUGGUUUUAAGACCUACUUCCAAGAUACUACUGCAUCUUUCAGAGAAUUUGAAUUCAAGUUCCGAAGAAGAUUCCAAGCUGAGUAUCCUACAGAAGAAAAGAACCAUCAUCCCAGUGUUUUUGCACGUCGUGCAUAUGAUGCAAUUUGGGCGACUGCUAUGGCUGUGGAGAAGUCAAAAAGUGAUACGCAAACCCUCUUCCAGAAAAUACUAUCUAGUACUUUUGAGUUGUCUCAUUUAACUCCAUUUCAGAUAGUUAAUGUAUCCGGAAAGAGCUAUAGGGAGCUUGGAAUUUGGUCACCAGGAUUUGGCUUCUCAAAGAACCUUGAGAAACAUGACAAUACGUCUAAUGAGGCAGUGCUUGGCCCUGUGUUCCGGGCACAUAGGUACAGACUCUGGGCACAUCGUAGAACUUCUGUUCCAAGUGGAUUGAUGGAAAGCUCUCUUCCAGAGGUUAUAGCUAGACCAUUGAAAGUUGGGGUGAUGGCAACAUCCACGUUCACACAGUUCGUGGAAGUAAGUCAAGAUCAUAAUCAAAACACGAAAUACAUAACCGGAAUAUCGAUUGAGGUCUUCGAGGCAGCUGUAAGGUAUCUGGGCAACCCAUUUAUUUACAAACUGAUUCCCUUUUAUGGUACAUGGGAUGAGUUGGUGAAUGAGGUCACUCUUCAGACUUUUGAUGCAGUAAUCGGAGAUGUCAUGAUAACAGCGGAUAAAUUCCAGCUUAUAGAAUUUUCUCAGCCAUAUAUUGAAUCAAAACUUGUGAUGGUUGUGUUGAAGGAAUCAGAGAAACCACAUGACCCUUUCAUGUUCGUGAAGCCAUUCACCAAUGGGAUGUGGCUCCUUAUGGCAGCUAUGACUUUGUUCACUGGAUUCAUUGUUUGGGUUAUUGAACACCGCAAGAACUAUGAGUUUGGUGGCUCUUCCUUAAGGCAGUUGGUAACAACUUUAUGGUUCUCUUUCUUAAUGGUUGUCUUCGCACAUAGGGAACCACUUAGUAGCAACUUGGCUCGUAUUGUGCUGAUACCGUGGCUACUCCUGCUCCUAAUUGUUACUUCAGCUUUGACAGCCAACCUAUCAUCAAUGUUAACGAAUUCACAACCCAAACCAUCUGUAAUUGAUGUCGGUAUGCUUAAGAACACAAAGGCAAUUGUUGGUUGUGAUGAAAAAUCCUUCACCAUCAGGUAUCUGUUGGAUGUUUUGGGUCUCAAGAGAGAGUACAUAAAAACCAUUGCUUCCAUUGAUGACUAUGCAGAAGCUUUAUAUAAUGGACAUAUCAGGGUGGCAUUCUUUCUGAAACCUCAUGCCAGAGUUUUCUUGGCAAAAUAUUGCAAGGACUUCACCACCACAGGACCAACAUAUAAACUCCCGGGUUUUGGUUUUGUAUUUCCAAAGGGGUCUCCACUGACUUUGGACAUUUCUAGGGCAAUUGUAUAUUUAAAGGAGACUGGGAGAAUGCAACAAUUAGAAGAUGAAAAGCUCUCCAUUUCAGAUUGUUUACGUUUAUCAUCUGAUGACACUGGAAUCCCGAGUUUAGGACCGGAACCCUUUGCUGGUCUGUUCUAUAUUUCAGGCAGUGUUUCUGCAAUUGCAUUGUUCAUCAAGCUCAUUCAGCUCUUGAGGGAGAAUCAGGUUAUCUUCCACUGACACUACAGUCUUCAUUAGUCCUACAAUAUUGUUACAACAGUAAAUGCUCUAUGCAGUUGCUGAGUAUAUAUGCUUAUAUAAAAAGUCAUAUGUACACCGAAUAAUUACUAGUAGUUGGAAUUAAGGCUUCAUCGAGGAAGAGAAAUGAUGCAAU
This is a messenger RNA of Tripterygium wilfordii, 2620 nucleotides long. Its product is annotated as glutamate receptor 3.2-like. The record is from RefSeq and is a predicted model, not a curated record. Bases 568 to 2466 code for a protein of 632 amino acids. Gene Ontology annotation, molecular function: ligand-gated monoatomic ion channel activity; signaling receptor activity. Gene Ontology annotation, cellular component: plasma membrane. Lineage: Eukaryota; Viridiplantae; Streptophyta; Magnoliopsida; Celastrales; Celastraceae. The transcript has 6 exons.